This is a messenger RNA of Caenorhabditis bovis, 1134 nucleotides long. NCBI's taxonomy places the organism in Eukaryota, Metazoa, Nematoda, Chromadorea, Rhabditida, Rhabditidae. The record is from the annotation of a GenBank genome assembly.
AUGUCGAGCAAUUCUGAUUCGAAAGCCGCCGUGCUUUCUCUUAAAAUUCACGAUUCUUUUCGUGACGCAAAGUUCGAUAAGGACUUUACAAAAUUCGAGAAUGGUCCCCAGCCAUCGCCAACAGUUGAUAAAGCAAAGGAAGAGGCUUUAGAGAGAAUGAGACAAUUGGAAGGAGUCGUUGACACUUCAAUUGACACUCAUCCAAAUAAGCCAACUAUUCGUGGUCGUCGACAAUACGAUAAGCCGCAUGGCUGCUAUCGGCUGGCUAUUAAGGCGGCUGGAAAGUUCGAGAAUGAUACAUGGCUAACAAAAAAUGGGAAUCCGUUCGAAUGGGCGGUCGCUUAUAUUCCAACAGACAGCGAAGAGAUCACAAAAAUUUUGGAAAACGGAUUUGAGCCGGGAAUCGGCGGCAAUAUCGUCACUCCUGAUGCGAAAACGGCAAACAAAUUUGCUUCCGACUUUAUGUUUAAAAAUCACAAAUAUAAAUUGAUUUUUCAAGUGCGCGCCAAACCCCAGGAAAUUCGAAUGGUGAAAUCGGCCAACAGCGAGUCCGGUGAAUUAUGGAAAUUGAGAAACCCCAGUGAUAUUCGAAUCUACGGGAUUUGCUGUUUUCCGACGGCAAACUUCAAUGAGCCCGCGGAGAUCCAAAUGCAGAAAAAUUCACUGGCGCAUCGCAGUCAAAUUGUUCAAUCGAGUCCGAAAAAGACGGAGAUUAGUCAGCCAGUGACGAAAAAUGAACCGCUUCCCGAUAAUCACUUGAGAUUGUCGGACAUCAAGUCCAACGAACCCACUAAGAAACAAUUGCCGGAUUUGUCUGAAAGAGUCAAACUGGUGAGCACGCAGGGGUUGGCGAAUUCGUUCCUCCUGCCAUCGUCAUUCACUUCACCACCUCGUCCUCCCCAUUCAUCAUCAAGGAGUACGAGUGUUGGUCCCGCAAGAUCGUUGAUGAGCGGUCCCGGUGAAUCAGUAUCCCAGCCUCGCAUACAACCGAAAGCCGCGCUACCCGACAACAGACGUCCCGUCACAUUGAGCAGCAAUGGCGAGAAUUUGACGACGUGGAAGGCGAGAUCGCGAAGCAUUUCGAGACCACGACCCCAUGAGUAUACCGACUCGUGUGGUCCCGUUAAGAACUAG